AUGCACAAAACCUUCGCCCCAGGUACAGCAAAUCUGACGCCGCACCUGAUGCCCUCUGGCGUCUGGUGGUUCUCCAGGAUGCAGCACAGCGUCCGCUCCGUUGCUGUCAGGGUGGAGUUGAGCAGGUGCACGUACUCCUUUUUGGUCUCACCGGCGGGGCCCUUGGGGGUGCGCAUGCGGAUGUCUAGGCGCCGCGACUGCAUGACUUGUGGUGGGGGGUUUAUAAGACGGGCUGGCUGCUCGCCACCAGGUGCAUCACCUCAGUGUGAGGACACCAGUAACACCGCCUAUGCAGGGGAAAGGUCCCCAUGA
Molecule: messenger RNA, 312 nt
Organism: Auxenochlorella protothecoides
Lineage: Eukaryota; Viridiplantae; Chlorophyta; Trebouxiophyceae; Chlorellales; Chlorellaceae
Exons: 1
Coding region: 1-312 (103 amino acids)
Source: RefSeq, a predicted model, not a curated record